Messenger RNA from Otolemur garnettii (small-eared galago), 1176 nucleotides. RefSeq names its product fibronectin type III and ankyrin repeat domains 1 (gene FANK1). Lineage: Eukaryota; Metazoa; Chordata; Mammalia; Primates; Galagidae. Gene Ontology annotation, biological process: regulation of apoptotic process. The record is from RefSeq and is a predicted model, not a curated record. Gene Ontology annotation, cellular component: nucleus. Gene Ontology annotation, molecular function: protein binding.
AUGAAGACCAUGGAGGCCAUCAGGGAUGAAAUUCCACCAUUAUCAAAGCCUCAUCCACCUGUUGUGGGCAAAGUGACUCAUCAUAGCAUCGAGUUAUACUGGGAUCUGGACAAGAGAGCCAAACGGCAGGGGCCGCAGGAGCAGUGGUUUAGGUUCUCCAUCGAAGAGGAAGACCCCAAGCUGCACACGUACGGUAUCAUUUAUACGGGAUAUUCCUCGAAGCAUGUGAUUGAAGGUCUGGAGCCAAGGACACUGUAUAAAUUUCGACUGAAGGUCACCAGUCCCUCUGGAGAGUUUGAGUACAGCCCAGUCAUCUCAGUGUCUACGACCAGGGAGCCCAUGAGCAGCGAGCACUUUCAUCGAGCUGUCAGUGUGAAUGAUGAAGAUUUGCUUGUUCGGAUCCUUCAAGGAGGCCACAUUAACAUUGAUGUUCCCAAUAAGUUUGGCUUUACUGCUCUGAUGGUUGCUGCCCAGAAAGGAUACACCAGGCUUGUGGAAAUCCUGGUUUCUAACGGCGCUGAUGUCAAUCUGCGGAAUGGGAGUGGCAAGGACAGUCUAAUGCUUGCAUGUUACGCGGGCCACCUGGAUGUUGUGAGGUACCUGCGAAGACACGGAGCCUCCUGGGAGACUCGAGACCUGGGCGGCUGCACAGCUAUGCACUGGGCCAUCGACGGAGGCCACUGCCACGUGAUCGAGUGGAUGAUAAAGGACGGCUGUGCGGUAGAUGUUGUAGACACCGGUUCCGGGUGGACACCGCUCAUGAGACUCUCCGCUGUGUCAGGAAACCAGGGUGUGGCCUCCCUUCUGAUUGAGGCUGGGGCCAACGUGAACGUGAAGGAUAGAGAUGGAAAGACACCACUCAUGGUGGCCGUGCUAAAUAAUUAUGAAGAGUUAGUUCAGAUACUCCUCGACAAAGGGGCAGAUGCAAGCGUAAAAAACGAGUUUGGCAAAGGUGUCCUAGAAAUGGCCAGAGUUUUUGACAGACAGAACGUAAUCUCCUUGUUAGAAGAAAGGAAUAAGCAGGUGCCGAAGAAGCCUUCUGUCUGCAGACCAGAGUGCCGCGAAUCUACCGAAUCCACGGGAAACAAAGCAAAACCUGCCCGUCGGACUAGAGAGAUGAAAUCCCGCACCUCCGAGGGCUACACAUUUAUUUAUUUAGUUGAAGGUCCACGGUGA